Messenger RNA from Hippopotamus amphibius kiboko, 1233 nucleotides. Its product is annotated as protein FAM47E-like. The record is from RefSeq and is a predicted model, not a curated record. The transcript has a single exon. The coding region runs from base 1 to 1233 and encodes 410 amino acids. Lineage: Eukaryota; Metazoa; Chordata; Mammalia; Artiodactyla; Hippopotamidae.
AUGGCGGACAAGAAGUGGCUGCUAGGGCCGGGGCCACUGGACCCGAUGCCCCUGGGCAUGAACUGCAAGCCCUGGUACAGAGACAAGUUACCCUCCAAGUGUUUCACAAUGCACAAGAAGACGCUCCUGAAGUUCCCCACCUCCCUGGACAGCCGGCGGUGGAUAUUUGUGAAAGAGGGUCUGGAUGACUUCCGGAAGGGCUGCCCGCCUUGUGACAACCUGAUCACUCGCGGCCCUAAGGAGGGCUUUCUUCCUGUGAUUGCUCCCAGAGUUCCCAAGCAUGCCCCCAAAAAGAGUCAGAAAAAGCUGCCCAAAGAAGCAGAUCUGUUUUCCACGCUCUCGCCAGCGCAGCUAGCACGGAAGGCAUUUGUGGCAAACAUUGAAGCCUGUCUGACCAAGCAUCCCUUGGCUCUCUACCCGAAUCUGGAGGAAGAUCUACCUGCAGACCUCUUACUAAAGGUGCUGGGAGUGCUCGAUCCUGACAGGAAGCUAGAGGACACGUGGGCUUAUUGUCAGGGCCCCAGAGAAAAAACAAAGUCCCCCCAAAAGCUUCGUAAAAAACGUCCUGCCAAGGUCUACCUGGAACCUCUCAAGGCGGCUCCUGUGUCACAUCCAGCCAGUUUGCAUCAUGAAGACAAGAAGUCAAGCAGAAAGGAUUCACUCACUCAUCCUCCUAUUCAUAGAAAAGUACCGAAAGGAAUUCCUAAAUUCUGCAGGUGCGUUGCUACUUUUGGAGACCUGGGCGUCAAUGAAGAGUUCAUGAAACUGUGUGAGGUUAGCUGUGAGCGCCCACCAAAAGGAACCCAGGUUUCUUCAAACGUAAAGUACAGCAUGGGGCUAAAUAAAAUGGAGGAGAUAAAAUUCUCCAUGGAGGAGCAAAACUGGGAGAGGAAACUCCAGAAACCAUCGAAUUCUUAUAAACCCAGCUGGGUGAAGAUGAGGUAUGGUGCAUGGUACCUGAAACCCAAGUUGUGGAAAAAAGUAGUAAAUGACGAACCUUGGAUUGACCCCAACGUCUUACUUGAAGAUGGGACUUUUGGAAGGAAGCUUACUGAACCGGACAUUCUUGAAGAUCUUUAUGGAACAAUUGCAUUUAAAGAUUUCAUUCUAAGCAAGGACUACAGGAUGCCGGACAUGCUUGAGAAGUUGUUCAUCAGGAAGGGAUGGCAAUACGAUUCUGUUAGGACGCCUAUCUACAAAGUAAUAAAAAAUCAACUUCAAUGCAGAAGAUGA